GAAGGAACCUUUUGGGGUUUUUCAUCUCAGCAGCUGUGCCCCUUGUCCGCACUCCGCAAUUUCCUACUGACUAGUUUAGUGUGAUAGGAUAGGCCGGCCGAGAGGACGGAAAAGUUGGAUUGGUUGGAGCGAAACCUGUCACCACGCAGGCGAUCGUGUCGUCCGUCACUCAGUCAUCUCCCCUAGCUCUUGUGAUAAUAUUAAUGAUAUAGCUCUCUACUGACUAUUGUUUACCAAGAUGAAACAUUUAGUUUUGUUUGCCACUUUUCUUUCCUUUUUGAUCGGUGUAUAUUCCUCAGGUGGGGACGAUGGCUCAAAGAAAGGCCCGAAAGUAACUGUAAAGGUAUGGUUCGACAUCGCCAUUGGAGAUUCACCAGCAGAAAGAGUUGAAAUUGGACUCUUUGGCAAAACAGUUCCUAAAACAGCAACAAACUUUGUAGAGUUAGCAAAGAAGACUGCUCCGGAAGGCUACAAACAGAGCAAGUUCCACCGUGUUAUCAAGGAUUUCAUGAUCCAAGGUGGUGACUUCACCAAGGGUGACGGAACUGGAGGUGCCAGUAUUUACGGAGAGAAGUUUGCCGAUGAGAACUUCAAGCUGAAGCACUAUGGAGCUGGAUGGCUGUCGAUGGCUAACGCCGGCAAGGACACCAACGGUUCCCAAUUCUUCAUCACCACCAAGAAAACCUCCUGGUUGGACAAUCGACACGUCGUUUUUGGAAAAGUCCUCUCCGGAAUGAAAACUAUCCGCAAGAUUGAGAACUCUGAGACUGACAGCCGAGACAAGCCCAAGAAGGACGUUGUCAUCGUAGAUGCUGGAGUAGAGGAGGUGGCCGAGCCUUUCGCCGUGGAGAAGGCUGAUGCUGAAGAGUAAUGAUACAUUGCAUUUACUGAGUUCCAUUGAACAAAUUUUCCGAACAAAUUGAUUGUUAGGUGUAGGGAAACUGAAACGUAACAAAUCCGAACAAAUAAUGUCUUGACCAUUACUUUUGUGAUGUAGCUUGUAAUUUUGUAUUUUGCUCAAUGGUAAUAAAAAGUUUUAUAUGGAA
Molecule: messenger RNA, 1046 nt
Organism: Homalodisca vitripennis (glassy-winged sharpshooter)
Lineage: Eukaryota; Metazoa; Arthropoda; Insecta; Hemiptera; Cicadellidae
Product: peptidyl-prolyl cis-trans isomerase B
Exons: 4
Coding region: 239-871 (210 amino acids)
Biological process (GO): protein peptidyl-prolyl isomerization; protein folding
Cellular component (GO): intracellular membrane-bounded organelle
Molecular function (GO): peptidyl-prolyl cis-trans isomerase activity
Source: RefSeq, a predicted model, not a curated record